GUGAAUUGUGAGGAGCAGCCAUCUUGGAGUAUGAGGCAAGAACGGGGAAAGGGUGUGAGAGGGAACAGCGAGAGUCUUUUCUUUGCAUCCGGCUGGUGCGAAGACUCCUGCCCCCUUCCCAAGGCACCCAUGGGUCCUUCGGCUCUCCUGCUCUUUCUUCUCUGGCUCCCGCUCGCCUUCGUGCUGCCAAGCAAAGCAUCUCAAGAAAUCACCAAUGUAACAACAAGUUCCAACAAUGCCACCUUCUACCAGUUGUCCGAUUACCUGCUGACCAACUACAAGAAAGGUGUCCGUCCCGUGAAGGACUGGAGGCAGAUUACCACUGUGGCUAUAGACAUCAUGGUCAACGCCAUCCUCAGCGUGGAUGAAAAAAACCAAGUUCUGACAAUCUACAUCUGGUACAGACAGUGUUGGAUCGACGAGUUUCUUCAGUGGAACCCGGAGGAUUUCGACAACCUCACCCGGAUGUCCAUUCCCACUGAAGCCAUUUGGGUUCCAGAUAUCCUGAUCAAUGAAUUUGUGGAUGUGGGUAAGUCCCCCAACAUUCCCUACGUCUACAUCUUUCACACUGGAGAGGUGCAGAACCUCAAGCCAGUCCAGGUGGUGACCGCCUGCAGCCUGGACAUCUACAACUUCCCCUUUGACGUGCAGAACUGUUCCCUCACCUUCACCAGUUGGCUACAUAACAUCCAAGACAUCAAUAUCUCUCUGUGGCGGUCCCAAGAAGCUGUGAAAACCGACAAGAGAAUCUUCAAGAACCAGAGUGAAUGGGAACUUCUGUAUGUGCUGAGCUAUUUCAAGGAGUUUGGAAUGGAAGACAACUUCAAUGAGAGUUACGCAGAGAUGAAGUUCUUUGUGGUCAUCCGGAGACGCCCGCUCUUCUAUGUCGUCAACCUGCUGCUCCCCAGCAUCUUCCUCAUGGUGAUGGACAUCGUGGGCUUCUACCUGCCCCCUGACAGUGGGGAGAGGGUCUCCUUCAAGAUCACUCUGCUGCUGGGUUAUUCGGUCUUCCUGAUCAUCGUGACUGACACCUUGCCAGCCACUGCCAUCGGCACCCCACUGAUUGGGGUCUAUUUUGUGGUCUGCAUGGCCUUGCUGGUCAUCAGCUUGACGGAGACCAUCCUCAUCGUGCGGCUCGUUCACAAGCAGGAUCUUCAGCCUCGCGUCCCCAAGUGGGUGAAGCGCUGGGUGCUGGAGCGAGCCGCCCUCCUGCUGUGCAUCAGAGACAGGAGUGCCUCCUGCCUUGUUCGUACUCAGAGCUCUGACAUCUCCCGGAAUGUGGAGAGCAACGGCAGCACAGCCAAACUGAACCACUACAGCGGUGAAACCAUGAGAGACUAUGACGGCUCAGGAGACGGGACGGUGCCCCAGGCUCAGGGAGGGGGCCCACACGUGUUUGAAAGCAUCCUUCAGGAGAUUGCAGCCAUCCGCCAGUUCCUGGAGAAACGGGAUGAAUUCUGCAACAUUGCCCGUGAAUGGCUGCAGGUAGGCUACAUCCUGGACGUGCUGCUUUUCCGGGCCUACCUGAUCACAGUUCUCACCUAUAGCAUAACCCUGGGAACUCUGUGGUCCAUCUGGCAGUAUGCCUAAGACACCCCCUCCUCUCACCAUAUAGGCCACCUGCAUCUGAGUCUCACACUCCAUGAGUCUUUUAGACAUGCUCUGACUCCUUGGUAUCUAUUAAAAAAUGAAAGCCCAGGCUUUGAGGUUCUUUGUCUCUUAAGACUCUUAAAACUAGUCCAUGUGUAUCUGUUUCCAUAACCACACUGCCAUGUUCACCAAACUGGGCCAUGUCCCCCACUCACAGCUGUCCAAAUACAUGGAAAGGCCUAUCAUUGCUCCUACAUGAUGUCUUAAAAUAUAUUUCAGAUGCACAUCAGUAAAAAAAUUGUCAGGAAAAACCUUUAAGGGCAAUCUCUGUUUCAGAGCCCCAGACCAGGUGGGCAAAGCAGAGGAAGAGUAAACUUUGAAUAAAAGGAGAGGUGGCAGCCAGCUAACCCCCCGUCCUGUCUUUUCUGCCGGGCUCCUUCAUUAACAACAUUCUACUUUGGACCAGAUCCAUUCCCACCUCCUCCUCUGAGCCAAGGAGUCCCAGCUUGGUCAUAUCCUGGCACCGAACCCAUUUUGUCCUGUCCGUACCUAUUGCAAGGUCACAGUCCUGCAACUGAAAUCUCUCCAUCUGAGGAAACUGUGCUUCUAGGUACCAGGAAAAGAGGGUUCCUCUGUGCAGACUCAGUGACAGUGGAGAGCUCAUAUCUACACACUGACACCAACUCUCUGCCUACUAGGUGUUUAGCUUUCUUGAAUUUGUCCUUUUGGCCUUUCUGUGGCUCAUGUUCCACCAGAUCUCUCCCUCUCUUCCUUCCCUGCAAAUCUUUCCUUGUUGGGGACAAUAUUUUUAUCAGUCUAGAAACAUUUCCCAGCCAUUGAUUUCCCCAGACUGGAUGGUACUGAGAGUGUUUGCCCAUUUUUGUAAAUAGCAUUGUAUGCCACCUGCACAGUGGAUGGUAACUGGUGCUAAUCUCGCCUUUGCACCGUCUUGUUAAGAAAACGGUUUUUCUCUGGAUACUCUGCCCCUUGUUGGGCAGUAAACUUGAUGCUACUGAAGUUAAACUGAACAUCCUGGAAUACCAUCAUGUAGAAGAGUUAAAAGCUGGAAGAGGGGUUUAAAGUUGGUAAGGAAUCUGAAGCAGCUACAAUACUCAGACCAAUUUUUAAGAAAGAAAAAUUGAUGCACUUGGGAAGAAAAUGCUCUUUCAAAGGAGAUCAGAUGGUAUCUUCCAUUGGGCCAAUUCCUGCUGAUGCAGAAAUGUACAAGUGUUAGUCCUAAUCUUGAGAAAAGUAGUUGCCCUUCAGCUCCAUAGAAAUUAAUGGGAAAAGUUAGUGACAGAUAAUUCCCAUUUGUUUCAGUGAGAUUAUUAGAAGACUUCUUCCAGAUUUGAUUUAACUCAAAGCCUCUCUUCUUCUGUUUUUUUCUUUUGCCCUGAAAAGAAAUCUAUUUAUCUGUGAUAUUUCUAUACCCUUGUUUGUUGUACACUCAAAGCUAUUAAAAAUUAUUUAUCAGCAACAGAA
Molecule: messenger RNA, 3072 nt
Organism: Sphaerodactylus townsendi
Lineage: Eukaryota; Metazoa; Chordata; Lepidosauria; Squamata; Sphaerodactylidae
Product: 5-hydroxytryptamine receptor 3A-like
Exons: 10
Coding region: 31-1590 (519 amino acids)
Biological process (GO): chemical synaptic transmission; monoatomic ion transmembrane transport; regulation of membrane potential
Cellular component (GO): synapse; postsynaptic membrane; neuron projection
Molecular function (GO): transmembrane signaling receptor activity; extracellular ligand-gated monoatomic ion channel activity; neurotransmitter receptor activity
Source: RefSeq, a predicted model, not a curated record